AUGCAACCGAUACAGGACGCUAUACCGCCGCUGCUGAUGCCACAAGAACGGUCAGCUCCCACUGGAUUUGAGUUGGAACCGUACCGUGGACCACCGACUAUCUUCGAGGACGAUCAAGUGGUGUUCCAUACCCCUAGAGACCGUUUUAGAAGUUCCCGGGAACCAGUCUUCCUUCUUGAAGAGGGAACGGACGCAGAGGAAGAACGGAAGUCGGAAGGAAGAGAUGGACCGUCCUAUCCGAAGCGUGCCAGGAUCGAUGAAGACGGCCUUAUUGCUGAAGCCGUCCUCGCGUACGCAGCAAGCAUUGACACAGUGGAUCUUCCUACAACAUACGCUCAGGCAAUUGCCAGUGAAGAUUCAACACAGUGGCGUGAAGCCAUGGAUGCUGAACUGCUCUCUCAUAAACGGAACGAUACCUGGACAUUAGUUCCACGAGGAACGGCCAUCCGUACCAUUGGGUGCAGAUGGGUGUUCGCCAAGAAGCGUGACCAGAACGGUCGCGUGGUGCUCUUCAAAUCGCGGUUGGUGGUGAAGGAUUUCAAGCAGAAGUACGGAGUGGAUUUUUUUGAAACGUACUCUCUUGUGGCGAACAUGAACUCGAUUCGAGUUGUGCUCUCAGUCUGCGCUGCUUUCGCGUACCAGAUGGAACAGUUGGACGCUGACACAGCGUUCCUCAACAGUGAGUUGGAGGACCGUGUCUACAUGGAGGUACCAAUUGGCGUUGAGAACGCUCAGAACUAUGUGUGCCAGCUGAACAAGGCCAUCUAUGGACUGAAGCAAGCUGCAAGUGCCUGGAAAAAGACCAUUCAUCGGGUAUUUCUUGGGUACGGAUUCAAGAGCUGUGGUGCGGACCAGUGCGUCUAUGUCAAGCGUUCCAAGAGCAAUUUCAUUUACGUCUGUCUUUACGUAGAUGAUAUGAUCAUUGCGGCGAAGACUAGUGAUGAAAUUGAUGACGUGAAAAACGCACUCAAGAGUGUCUUUAAGAUGAAGGAGUUUGGACCGGCGAAAUUUAUCCUGGGAAUGGAGAUCGACCAUAACAUGACUGCUGGAACGCUUAUGAUUAAGCAAACGCGAUACAUCGAUGAUGUGGCGAAACGGUUCGGGCAAGAGAACGCUAAGUCGGUUGACAACCCGUGUGCAACUGGUCUUAAGUUGUCAAAGUCGCAAUCGCCAGCAACGGAUGAAGAGCGAAGAAAGAUGCAAUCGAGACCGUACCGCUCCUUAAUUGGAUGCCUACUGUAUAUCACGACGUGUACUCGCCCGGACAUUUCAUUCGUGGUAACGCAACUUUCUCGUUUCCUGGAGAAUCCCGGGGCGCAGCAUUGGAACGCUGCUAUACGUGUUCUACGCUACUUAAAGACGACUCGCCAGCACGGGAUCAUCUACAAAGGUGGUACUGGCAGCUUCACAGCUGAAGCCUACUCGGAUGCGGACUGGGGUUCCAACCUCGACGACAGGCGUUCUGUCUCGGGGGUUAUGAUCAUGAUUGGGAACGCUCCGGUGGUGUUCAAAUCUAAGUUCCAACGAACGGUUGCCCUCAGCUCAGCGGAAGCUGAGUAUAUGGCUUUAAGCCUAUGCGUUCAGGAAGUGCUAUGGACGCGUGCGAUAAUGACGGACAUGGGAAUGGUACAAAUGAACGCUACCCAGAUAUGGGAGGACAAUCAAGGAGCGAUUGCUUUGGCCCAAAACGCUGGUUAUCAUGCUCGGACCAAGCAUGUGGACAUCCGUCAUCACUUCAUCAGAGAGACGAUCGAAGACGGGACGGUUGCGGUAGCGUAUGUGGACACCAAACAUCAAUUGGCCGACAUACUGACCAAGGCGCUAGGAUCCAAGAUGUAA
Molecule: messenger RNA, 1839 nt
Organism: Peronospora matthiolae
Lineage: Eukaryota; Oomycota; Peronosporomycetes; Peronosporales; Peronosporaceae
Source: the annotation of a GenBank genome assembly